UUUUGCUGUAUACGUGAGCUGAAGUUCCAGCGGAUUGAGCUAGCUUGGAGCAGGAACCAAGUCAACCAGCGUUGCUUCGCUUCGUCGUCGUUCGUCGUCGGUCGUAUCACCGUCGCCGGAAAGUACUCGGCGUCGGAUCUGGGCUAACAGAGCACACCCCAUCUGUUGGCCAUCAUCACCUAGCUACCCGGCGCCGGCGGCAUACCUCCAUAUCCCUCUAUCGACGGCACGAGCGAAUUCAGUUGAUUUUGGUUCCAAGAUGUCUAGCCUGACGACCAUAAGCAGCACCAGCAAGGAGUCGCUGGAGGCGGAGGAGCUCGUCGACACAAGGUUGUCGCUCGUGAUCGGUGCCGGGAGCCAACCGCCGCCGGCGCCAGUGGCAGCGGGUCAUGUGGCGGGAAAUACUGGAAGGAAGAAAGGGGAGAGGUGGAUAGGCGGCGGUAGUACAAGGCAGCAUGCCAAGAGGGCCAGGGCUGUGCACGGCGGCAGCGACGUCGACGAUGGCGACGACGGAGGGGACGCAGCCGGCCGCGCGAGGAAGAAGCUCCGGCUCACCGCGGAGCAGGCGGCGCUGCUGGAGAAAAGCUUCCGCUCCCACAACGUCCUCUCCCAUGGUGAGAAGCAGGAUCUUGCGGGGCAGCUUGGGUUGAAGCCGAGGCAGGUGGAGGUGUGGUUCCAGAACAGGAGGGCGCGCACCAAGCUCAAGCAGACGGAGCUCGACUGCGAGCUGCUGCGCCGGUGGUGCGAGCGGCUCAGCGACGACAACGCGCGGCUCCGGCGAGAGCUCGCCGAGACACACGCGGUCCUCCUCGUCGGCGGUGCACAGGGCUCGAGGCUCACGAGGUGUCCGUCCUGCAACAGGCUCGCCGGCGGCCGGAGGGCGGCCUAGAUUACCGCUGCCAUAGAACUUGUCAACUAGAAGUGCGCCGUCACGUAGCAUAAGCUAUAGCUAGCGUAGUGAAUUAUCUAGGCAUGACGCAGUCUCACAUGAGCCUAACGAGCUGACAAUA
This is a messenger RNA of Aegilops tauschii subsp. strangulata, 1010 nucleotides long. RefSeq names its product putative homeobox-leucine zipper protein HOX26. Gene Ontology annotation, biological process: regulation of DNA-templated transcription. Lineage: Eukaryota; Viridiplantae; Streptophyta; Magnoliopsida; Poales; Poaceae. Gene Ontology annotation, molecular function: DNA-binding transcription factor activity, RNA polymerase II-specific; sequence-specific DNA binding. The record is from RefSeq and is a predicted model, not a curated record.